AUGGGCAAAAAAGAAAAGACGGCGCAAAAACAAAAAGAAGAAGAAAUAGAAGAACAACUGAAACUGCUUGAUCAGGAAUACUCUUUUUGGUUUCUAUUCAACGUCCAUGUACAUGUAAGUUAAUAUUUAAUUGUACGUUUUGUAUAUAUUAUACACAGUAUUUUGUUUUAUCAAAUAGUAUAAUGUAUAAUAGUAGUUUGAUCUAACAAACACUACUAUAAUGUGAUAUUAUACAUAGAUGAAUGUUUUAUAAAUAUUACUAAUUAGAUAAUAACUAUGAAUUUUAGUUUUAAUAACUGUUUUUUUAGAAAUUAGUAUACUUAUUAUCAAUAGCAUGCUUGGUAUUUGAUAUUAUGGACGCUGUUAACUUAAUAUGGUACAAGAAGUAUGUUACUCUGACCACGGUAGCUAUAAGGACUUUAUUCGAUCUUCUACUGCUAAUUGGCAACAGAAAGUAUAAACAAUGGAUGUUUGUCUUUUUUUUGUUUUCUAAAGUAAGUUUAACUUUUAAAAUGCCAAGGUAAAUUCAUUUUUUUUAAAUUAAAAUACUUCUUUACUGUAGCUACAUACCUUAUAAUACCACAUGUAUUGUUUUAUGUAUUUUUUGUUCUUUUAUUUAUGCAAACUUUUUAAUCAAAAAUUGCCAAUUACUGUACUGUUCAGAUUGUGCAAUCUUGCUUAGUUGUAUUUUACAUGAUUUACCUUACAUUGACGGUAACUGAUGUCAUAAAACAUUCUGAACGAUUUGACAAGUAUCUGGUUACUGUGGAAAGAACUCCAGAUGCAAUUGCUGGAGCUUAUGUUGCAUUACUUUUAUUGUUACUUCUGUUAGGUAUUGUAAUUUAUUUGGUAGUAAGAGAUUACUACUACAUCGGAAAGCGAAAGGAAAUCACUGUUGAUAGUGAUGAUGACUAA
Messenger RNA from Bursaphelenchus okinawaensis, 915 nucleotides. Lineage: Eukaryota; Metazoa; Nematoda; Chromadorea; Rhabditida; Aphelenchoididae. The record is from the annotation of a GenBank genome assembly.